UGCUUAUGCAUUUGAACUUGUGGACCAGUUCCCACCCACAGCCAUUCUGAAAAAUUACAUGGAAUAUGUUGAACGUAAUUAUGUGAAUGUCUGCGAGAAAGAGACCUGCUCAUUCGAAGAAAAGAUUGAGGCCAUUGAACAACGGGUUGCUUCUAUUAGAGCUGUUAUCAGAUGUAUUCUGAAUUACAAACUUCAAUCUAAAUAUCCGAUAGAACACCUUGAAGAAUGUAUAGAAAUGCUUACAAGGCAGAAGGAAGAUCAAGCUGCAUUAUGUGUCAUUUAUGAGGCUAAAACGCCAGAGCAAGCGAAUGUGAAUCAGUUGGGUUCUACUAAUCCAUCUAGUCCCACAGGCACCAAGUCCCUCAAUUCCGCAUCAUUCUCUGCUAGAACCCCCUCGUGCACUUUAGAUCAUUCCAAUGCUAUGCCCAUUAUCCUUAUGAACAUGAGUGGAGAGGAUUUGCAGAAUUUCUUAAACAAACAUUUGAAGGAGCACAAGUUGUUGCGGAGUGAAGUCUUUAGUGCUCUUCUAAUGUCACUGGACUCGGGGAUGCUUGUGUUGGAAGCACUGGUAGGGUUUUAUCCUCCAGACUAUCAGAAAGAAGAGAUUGAAUUUAAUCGUAAUAUUAUCAGGCAGAGUUGCAUCCUUUUAUUAGAACAAUUCAUGGAACUUUCGCCGGGGAUUAAACCAGAGGCUAAAUUAGAAGCAAGCAAGCUUGCAUUUGCCUGGAAAGCAAAGAUGAUGGGUGAAAUGGAAAACCAUUUGGCAAUCUUGGGUUUUCUUCUUCUUGUAGGAAGCUACAGAUUGGCAUCUGCCUUCGAUAAAGAUGAACUUGAGAGUUUGUAUCACAAGGUAUCACCGCAUGUGAAUACAUCUGAAAUCUGUCACGCCCUUGGUAUUUCAGAUAAUACUUCAAGAAGUGAUGAUCUUCCUUCCAUAGAAGAAUCGAAGAGACACAAGGCUCAAUGCUGUACAGAUGAAUCUAUUUGCAACAACACGGAUAUGAAAUGCGAAGGACAUGAUGUAAUCUGCAAUUGUGCUUCAAGUUUACAUCGUACAUUAGAUCCUGCUUUGCUUGUACUGGAUGCUUUCCGGAGUUGUCAUCCCACAAAAUUAGGGAGGUGUGAAAACUUCCCAUCAGUUAUGCGGAGCUUCUCUGAUCUGUUGGACCAGCUGAGAGAAGUUUCUCCAGAAAUUAAACCUCAUGUUAAAGUGGGGGCUAUUGCGUUUGCAGUUGAUUGGUAUUCUACAUUGAUCGGGUCCCAGCUAAAUAUAUCCGAGUUCUUGGCAUUUGUGCAGCUUUUAGCUAUUUAUAAAAUAAUAGACUCUUUCCAUUCAGAUGCACUUUUUGGUCUUUUGGAGAAAGUUCAACCAACUGAAAGGGUUGUUACUUUGUUCAAAAUCCUUGGGUUGAUAGAUAAGAUCCGAUGCUUCGUCCAAAAUCUUAUAAAUAAAAAGCAGUGGAUGGUGGCAUUUACUUAUGUCUAUGAGUUUGAUCUUGUUAACUUGGUUUCACCAGUGAUGCUCCUGAGGGAUUAUGUUAGACACUCAGAAGAGAUUGCCAAGCAAAUACUUCAUGCUGGAAAUAGUUCUCAUCGAGCCCAAAUGAAGGCUAUAAGUUAUGAAAUAAAUGCACUAAGAAAUGCAGUUAGACAUAUUGUGGAUCGUGGUCUUCAGUCGGAAUAUUCACCUUCUCAACUUCAAGAACAGAUCGAAACACUUCAAUUUCAGAUGUCAAACUCGAGUCAAUCAAGCUCAAAUCGAAACUUUACUGCUAAGUUCCAACAAGUUAAAACAAAUAAAGGAACUUGCAGACCUGCUCCAAUUGCUCAAGUGCGAAAAGAGUUCAUGAAGAAACGUUCUGCCCCAGCUGGUGACACUGAUGUUAUCCACAGGACUCGAAGAAAACAGAACUUUAAGCGCCAUCGUCAUUUAUCCACGAGGAGAUGAGUUGUAUCAAGUGCUUUAUUGACAAUCCCUCACGGUUAUGUUCUUUAUGAGCACUGUGGGAGUGGUUUGUGGAGGAAUAUUUUGAGGGGGUGAGAAGAGUUUAGUGCUAAUGUUUCUUUUGGGUU
Molecule: messenger RNA, 2073 nt
Organism: Nicotiana tabacum (common tobacco)
Lineage: Eukaryota; Viridiplantae; Streptophyta; Magnoliopsida; Solanales; Solanaceae
Source: RefSeq, a predicted model, not a curated record